Molecule: messenger RNA, 1316 nt
Organism: Melanaphis sacchari
Lineage: Eukaryota; Metazoa; Arthropoda; Insecta; Hemiptera; Aphididae
Product: protein AAR2 homolog
Exons: 6
Coding region: 133-1248 (371 amino acids)
Biological process (GO): spliceosomal tri-snRNP complex assembly
Source: RefSeq, a predicted model, not a curated record
CAAUAACAGUUGUUACUGAGAUAAGACCGUAUUGUGAACGUGAAGUUAUUUUAAAAUUAAAAUUAUAAAAUGUACAAGUCCAAAACUUAAGACCUCCCCUUAUAUAAUAUUCAAUUUAACAAUACAUCGGAAAUGGAUCAAGAUACAGCCAUGAAAUUGUAUCUGAAAGGUGCGACAGCGUUUUUUCUUGACAUUCCGUCUGGCAUGGAAUUCGGUAUCGAUAUGAUGUCUUGGGCAACUGGUGAUAAAUUUAAAGGGGUUAAAAUGAUACCCCGUGGUAUACAUUUCAUAUAUUACAGUGCCACCGAUAAGUAUGGAAAUACAGCUCCACGUUGUGGUUUUUUUCAUGAUUUUAAAAAAGGUGAAUGUCUUGUAAAAAAGUGGGACGUGGAAAAUGAAAUGUUGGUAGAUGUACCCCAAUUAGUAUUGAUGCAAUACAAGAUGAAUGUAUUACAAUUUAAUAACUAUUUGGGUCCUUAUCCACACGAAGAGCUAUCUAAAUGGAAUGGCCUGUCAUCACUGCUCACUGAUAACUUGAUACAGAGGUUAUGCCCUGAAACAAAAUUAAUUCGAUCAGCAAUGGAGUUAUUUCCUACAUCAGUUACGGAAAACACAAAAAAAAGAAGAAAAUGGGGUCCUAUUAGAAGUGAAACAGAUGUUGGAUAUGAACAUUUGCCUAAUCUGGUGCCAAAAGAAGAAAAUAAAAUAAGAUUUACUGAACCUCCAGAAUGUCAUUAUCCCCCUGGUUCAUCACUUUCAGAAAUCACUAAAUAUUCACUUGAUACUUCAUACAUACUUGAUAAAAUGGCUGAAAAACACGAUAGUAAAAUAGAUUUAUUAGCUGAACUACAAUUUUCCUAUAUUUGUUUUCUUCUUGGCUUAAGUUAUGAGUCUUUUGAGCGCUGGAAGAAGCUAUUUCAAUUAUUUUGUAUGAGUAAAGACGCUAUAUCCCAAGAUCAAAACUUUUUUGCAAAGUUUUUUAUAGCAAUACGUCAUCAACUAGAAACCAUACCUGAAGACUUUUUAGUUGACAUUGUUGAAAACAAUAAUGUUAUUUAUAAUGGCUUAAAAGAAUUAUUUAGAACAUUAGAAACUUGUGAUUUUGUACUAGAAGAUGAUCUUAAAGAUGGUACAAUUCAAAUAAAACGCUUUUUGCAACAAAAGUUUGGAUGGGAAUUCAAUAGAUUAAAUGAAGAGGAUGAUGAUGAAGCCCCUGUUGUUGUUGACUGUACUGAAGACUCAUUUUAAGUUUAAUAUUUCAAAUUUUAUCAAUACAAUAUUACUUGUAAUUCAACUACCUAAUUUUUAUAACUUUA